Messenger RNA from Fusarium sp. VM40, 1608 nucleotides. Lineage: Eukaryota; Fungi; Ascomycota; Sordariomycetes; Hypocreales; Nectriaceae. The record is from the annotation of a GenBank genome assembly.
AUGAAAUCUCCAUCCCCUGAACUGGGAUCACCAGCAUUGAAAGACCAGGCCCAGGCUCAUGCAGCCAUCUUCGAACUCCCGCCUUCCUCGACCGAUCUCAUCGAUACCAUCCCGCAAUCUUGGUCCCGUCUACGAAGAACCAUAACAGUAGUCCAGCUUUGCGGUGUCAAUUUCACCUCGAGCGCCACGAAUGGCCUCAUUGUUAUAGGACUACCGAGAUUGACAGCAGAUCUCAACAUACCUCAAUCACUUGCCUUCUGGCCAUUAUCAGUCCAGGGAUUAUCCACAGCCUCUACGUUGCUUGUGUUAGGCGCCGUGGCUGAUGUUGUGGGGCCGCGAUCACUGAAUCUGGCGGGAUGUAUAGCUAACGGCCUGCUCAUGCUGUCCUGUGGAUUUAUCACGACUGGUCAAGAGCUGAUCAUCUUAAGAGCGCUUCAGGGUAUCAUGGUGGCACUACACCUGUCUACCUCUGUGGCUCUUGUUGGCAAAGCUCACCCUAGUGGCAGGAGCCGCAAUGUAUCCUUUGCUUGCUUGGGAGUUAGCCAACUAAUCGGGUUCUCGUUCGGACUUGUGGUAAGCGGUGCGCUCAUGGAUACCCUCGGGUGGUGUUCGGGGUGGUACCUCUAUGGCGGUAUUACCCUACUCCUUUUCCCUGUCGGCAUAUGGUCACUGCCAAGGUCCACAUCGCUUGGAGGCUUCCGGAACACAAUCAUCAAUCUGAGAUGUAAGAUUGACUGGCUCGGAGCCUUGCUCGCCUCUGCUUUCAUGGCGUCCCUGUCCUAUUUCUUUGCAGCUAUCAGCAUCGAUGUUCACCACCUCACAAAACCGGGUAACAUUAUCCUUCUAUGCUCCAGCUUGGUGACUUUGCCUCUGUUCUUUGGAUGGAUGCAUUAUCAGGCAAAACGAAGCAGACCGGUUUUGAUCCCAAAUGCCGUGUGGAGUAACUUCGCAUUUACUACCGGGUGCAUCAAUAUAGCUCUGGCAUUUGCAGUACUCAAUUCUCUGGAUCUUCUCACCAGUCUCUUCUUUCAAAAGAUCCAACACCUGUCAGCUAUUGAGGCCGCCACCCGGAUCCUUCCAAGUAUUGCUGUUGGGAUAAUUUUGAAUGUGAUAACCGGUCAUAUCGUGCAUAUCAUACCUGCUGUCUGGCUUGUGACCAGCGCAUCUCUGCUCUCAUCUGGCUCACCGUUAAUAAUGGCACUGACCCAACCUAUGUCUUCUUAUUGGCUUGGGCCUUUCUUUGCGCAGCUCCUUCUGCCCUUUUCUAUCGAUGUUCUUUUCACCGUCGGGCUUCUCAUUAUUAGCGAGGGUUUUCCUGAAGACAGACAAUCUUUUGCUGGUGCCCUUUUCAACACAGCUGCGCAGCUCGGGAAUGCUUUGGGUUUGGCCAUUGUGCAGGUCGUCUCAGCUGCGGUAACAAAGCGGACGGCGGCGCCAGAUUCCACGGACGCCAUUCUGGAAGGGUACCGCGCGUGCUUUUGGUUUGACUUCGCCCUAAUGCUUAUUUGUGUAAUGGUUGGUGGAUUUGGAAUGCGGAGAGCCGGGAAAAUAGGGCUGAAGCAUGUUAACCUGAUUUCGCGUUCUGGCGGUACUAUACUCGUGGUCUAG